Dipodomys spectabilis (banner-tailed kangaroo rat) is the source of this 2636-nucleotide messenger RNA. RefSeq names its product solute carrier family 33 member 1 (gene Slc33a1). NCBI's taxonomy places the organism in Eukaryota, Metazoa, Chordata, Mammalia, Rodentia, Heteromyidae. Gene Ontology annotation, molecular function: acetyl-CoA transmembrane transporter activity. Gene Ontology annotation, cellular component: membrane. The transcript is spliced from 6 exons. Bases 400 to 2052 code for a protein of 550 amino acids. The record is from RefSeq and is a predicted model, not a curated record.
CGCCAGACCGGAAGUGGCCGGCGCCGCCGGAGUACUGGGGAGAAAGGGUUCUCUGCCGCCCCAACACCGGCCGGGGCUCGCGGCGGGCGAGACGCCGGCCGUUCUGUCCCGCCGUACUCCAGGGCCCGUUUCCAUCGCGACAACACGGCCCCCUCCCGCAGCCCCGAGCCCGGUGCGGCUGCCCGGGCGGCGCCUCCCGCCUCCCCGAAGCCCUCGUCGGGACCACCGGCCGGGGACCGGCCCCCUUCCCGGGCCCUCCUGGUUGCCUCGGGCCCCGCCUGGUCGCGGUCUUAGCCCCCGAGACCCUGGUCCAGCGCGGCUGCCUGGGACUCGGGACCUGCCGGAUCCAAGACGCUCGUCCCCGGGCCACCCCCAGCGGGGCUCUGCGUCGUCCCUGACAUGUCGCCCACCGUCUCUCACAAGGACAGCAGCCGGCAGCGGCGGCUGGGGACUCUGAACCACUGUCCGGAGGUGAAGAGCGGCCCCCUGCCGCCGGGCGGCUGGGACGACUGCCAGCUGGACGCCAUGGGCGGAGAAGGGGACCGAGAAGCACUUUUGAGGGACGCUGGCCCCGGGGACUCGCCGAAGGGCCCUCGGAGUUACCGCGCCGAGCUGGGCAGCAUCUUGCUGCUGCUGCUGCUCUACGUGCUGCAGGGCAUCCCCCUGGGCCUGGCAGGGAGCGUCCCCCUCAUCCUGCAGAGCAAGAACGUCAGCUACACGGACCAAGCCUUCUUCAGCUUCGUCUUCUGGCCCUUCAGUCUCAAGCUGCUCUGGGCGCCCUUGGUGGACGCCGUCUACUUGAAGAGCUUCGGCCGUCGCAAAUCGUGGUUGGUCCCGACCCAGUACGUACUAGGACUCUUCAUGAUCUACCUGUCCACGCAGGUGGACCGUUUGCUGGGGAACACCGACGGCCGGCCCCCCGACGUUGUGGCGCUCACGGUGACAUUCUUUCUGUUUGAGUUCCUGGCCGCCACACAGGACAUCGCUGUUGACGGCUGGGCGUUAACGAUGCUAUCCCGGGAGAACGUGGGGUACGCUUCCACUUGUAAUUCGGUGGGCCAGACCGCAGGCUACUUUCUGGGCAAUGUUUUGUUUCUGGCUUUGGAAUCCGCGGACUUUUGUAACAAAUAUUUACGGUUUCAGCCUCAGCCCCGGGGAAUCGUUACUCUUGCAGAUUUUCUUUUUUUCUGGGGAACUGUAUUUUUAAUCACAACGACAUUAGUUGCCCUUUUGAAAAAAGAAAACCGAGAAGUACCGGUAGUGAAAGAAGAGACACAAGGCAUCACAGACACCUAUAAGCUGCUUUUUGCAAUCAUAAGGAUGCCAGCAGUCCUGGCAUUUUGCCUUCUGAUUCUAACCUCAAAGAUUGGCUUUUCAGCCGCAGAUGCAGUGACAGGACUGAAGCUGGUGGAAGAAGGUGUGCCCAAGGAGCACCUCGCCCUGUUGGCUGUGCCCAUGGUUCCUCUGCAGAUAGUGCUGCCUCUGAUCAUCAGCAGGUACACUGCCGGCCCCCAGCCGCUGAACGUGUUCUACAAAGCCAUGCCCUACAGGUUAUUACUCGGGCUGGAGUAUGCCCUGCUGGUCUGGUGGACUCCCAGAGUAGAGCACCAGGGUGGGUUCCCGGUCUAUUACUACGCUGUGGUGCUACUGAGCUAUGCCCUACACCAGGUUACAUUGUACAGCAUGUAUGUUUCCAUAAUGGCUUUCAAUGCCAAGGUUAGCGAUCCACUGAUUGGAGGAACCUACAUGACCCUUCUGAAUACCGUGUCCAAUCUAGGCGGGAACUGGCCUUCCACGGUGGCUCUGUGGCUGGUGGAUCCCCUCACGGUGAAAGAGUGUGUGGGAGCAUCCAGCCAGAACUGCCGGACACCUGAUGCUGUCGAGCUUUGCAGAAAACUCGGUGGCUCGUGUGUUACAGCACUGGAUGGUUAUUAUGUGGAAUCCAUUAUCUGUGUUUUUAUUGGAUUUGGUUGGUGGUACUUUCUUGGUCCAAAAUUUAAAAAGUUACAGGAUGAGGAGCCAUCUUCCUGGAAGUGCAAAAGGAACAAUUAAUGCGCCACAACAAGCAGACAUGCCAGAAGGUAACUAGGCUUAGUUUUGUUCAGAGAGCUGUGAUAAUCAGUGCAUAAGACUAUAAAAUAUUAUUUUAAACAAGGAAAUUAUAUAAAAUGCCAAAUGGUUGAAAAGUAGAGAUGUCUUUAUGUUUUAUCAUACUUUUUCCUUGCCUUGUUAAUGUAUUUAAAAUUUCCUGAAGGCCAGGAAAUGGGCUCUGUCAUGACUUUCUUGUACUGAGGCAUACUCUCAGUGGCAGCCCAGCGCUGACCUGCAGCCAAGUGUUGGUGUUGGUUCCUGUUGUUGAGCUGUAUUUUAAAUUUGGGUACAGUAUACUAAAUGCAAGGCAGCUCGCUCGAUACUCGGAACUGACUAUAACUGGUUGAGCCUCGCUGGAAGUUAAUAUCCUAUUUGAAUUGUUAGCCAGUUAGAUUUAUGUGAAAUUUGAUAGGAAGAGAAUGUAGACCCCAGAAGCAUAACUUAGGUGUUUUUUUUGUGACCAUGACCAUAUUGUACAAAGGUGUUUAAAAAAAAAGGAAGAAAAUGCUAUUUUAAGUGUACUUUCUGCUUUUGUAAUCAUUAAA